Molecule: messenger RNA, 1059 nt
Organism: Hyaloperonospora brassicae
Lineage: Eukaryota; Oomycota; Peronosporomycetes; Peronosporales; Peronosporaceae
Source: the annotation of a GenBank genome assembly
AUGGGCCGCAACAGGAAGGGGCGUCAAUGCGGCGGCUAUGGCUCCAAGAAAGAGCGGUUCGUGCUGCUCCAGCGCUGGCAGCAAGAGGUCAACAAAGUCACGCGCAAGAAUGCGCAGAACCGACACGCACAGCACAAGCUGGAAGACCAGCGGAGACGCACUGCGGCUACUGAGUCCGUACGUCGUCGGGUGCGGGCAGACUUGCUUUCAUCGUGGACGAAUGCACGUCUAAAGGACGAUCGUAGGGAAAAGAGGAAGCGCGAGGGAGCGCUUUCGAUUGCUUCGGAGCUGCAGAAGACGUCGACAGUGGACACGUUCUCGUCGCUACAAGAACGGUGCAUCUACGAGAUCGCGCGGUCGUUUGAUCUCUAUAGCUCUGCGUGCGAGUUCACCCACGCGUUCUUCGCCUCGUGCACGCCAUGGAUGGUCACGCGGCUGGCAGAAAUGGCUACUGCAUUCAAGACAAUGAGCGAUGGGAACGUGCGACUGUUGCUGCUGCAGCCGAUCGAGCAUCUCACUCUCGGCUUUGUCCGUGAGGAAAAGUCAUUGGCACCGUUGUUCACUGAAGGCAACAACGAGCAGCACAUGGCGUGGCAGUCUGUGUCCAUGAACAACCUGGUAGAGCGUGAAGUCGAGUCAUGGGAAGAUCUGGACAGUGACGACGUUGACAUUGUACAGACUGGUGCCGAUGACGUGCGACUGCUGUCUCUGCGUCUCGUGUCGUGUCUUGGACUCUCGAGUCGGUUUCUGACGCAGCUGAUGGACUUCCAUCCGCACCUCGAACAUCUCAAGAUUGUGGAUUGCUUUGACGCAGCAACGACUGAAGAAGGCAUUGCAUUGCUGCACCAGCUCGCCAAGUCGCGGGCGCUCCAGACGCUGCACUUUUCCUGGUGUUGCUGGCUCAAUACGGAGAUCCUUGUCACUUUUGCGUACCAGCUCGUUGAACCGCCUGUGUCUCCGCUUCGAGAGCUUCAUGUGUCCAACUGUUUCGAUGUACUCGGCGACUACGUGCAAGCGGUGUACCACGAGCUUUUGCCCGCGUUAAGUGUAGCCAUCUGA